AUGUAUGGGCUCCUUGAAAUCCUUCCUUUUAUAUGCACCUCAGCUGGCCAGCUGAAGGAUCCACCCCACACGCGGCCCGCCCUCCCCGGCCCCGUCCCUCGUGGCCGCCCCGCCCUCUCAGGCCCAGCCAGCAGGGUGGUGCUGAAGGGCCUCCCCGCGCUGCCGUCCCCCGAGCCGCUCUACGCCCUGGCGCGGAUGGGGCACGGAGAUGAGAUCGGCCUGGGCAUCCCUCAGCGCCUGGAGGCUGUGCUGCAGCCGCUACCACUGGACUGCUACAUGGAGAGCCCGGCUGUGGUCGUGGAGCUGGUGCCCAGCGACAGGGAGAGGGGCCUGCAGACCCCAGUGUGGCCAAGCUACCAAUCCAUCCUCUCCAGGGCCGGCUGUGCGAGCCCCCUGGCCACGAUAGAGAGAUUGGAGUUUUAUGAGUGGACCAGAAAGGCUGUUGCUGUUGUGACAACUGGGGAGGCGGCCCUCUACGGAAACCUCAUCCUCAAGAAGGGGUUGCCGGCCCCCGAUGCCCUGUUCCAGGCCUGUUGAAGACCACCCGCCCAGGGAGGGAUCUGGAACCCUGAACCCGACGCCGCCACCAGCAGGCGUGCCCAGCGGCAGAUGAACUGGCCUGGCCCUGCCCGGCAGCGCUCAAAGCUCACCCAGCCAGGGGCUCCAGGGGCCCAGCGGGUCCUGGGGGGGCCUCUGCUGACCAGGGCUGGCAUUAUCCCAGUUCAGGAAAAUGAUGGAAAAGUGCAGUGACUUGCCAACAUACAGUCCAAAGGUUUAAACAGGAGCUCCAU
This is a messenger RNA of Orcinus orca (killer whale), 791 nucleotides long. It is a transcript of the gene FUOM, whose product is annotated as fucose mutarotase. Gene Ontology annotation, molecular function: fucose binding; racemase and epimerase activity, acting on carbohydrates and derivatives. Gene Ontology annotation, biological process: fucose metabolic process. The transcript has 6 exons. Bases 1 to 537 code for a protein of 178 amino acids. The record is from RefSeq and is a predicted model, not a curated record. Lineage: Eukaryota; Metazoa; Chordata; Mammalia; Artiodactyla; Delphinidae.